Dioscorea cayenensis subsp. rotundata (Guinea yam) is the source of this 1241-nucleotide messenger RNA. Its product is annotated as vacuolar protein sorting-associated protein 32 homolog 2. The transcript is spliced from 7 exons. Gene Ontology annotation, cellular component: multivesicular body; ESCRT III complex; cytoplasmic side of plasma membrane. Bases 240 to 899 code for a protein of 219 amino acids. Gene Ontology annotation, biological process: vesicle budding from membrane; late endosome to vacuole transport via multivesicular body sorting pathway. The record is from RefSeq and is a predicted model, not a curated record. NCBI's taxonomy places the organism in Eukaryota, Viridiplantae, Streptophyta, Magnoliopsida, Dioscoreales, Dioscoreaceae.
UCCAAUCUCAAACGAGGCUGACGCGAAGGAGCGAGGAGAUCUCUUUCCGAUUGAUUUCCUCGAUUUCCCAAGCGAUCUUCUGCUUCUUCGAUCGAGUUCGGCCGAUCUCGCCUUGUUUUUCGUCGGAUUUAGAUUCAACAAUCCAUCUUUUGUUCAGAUCGACCUGGUUUUCUAGGGUUAGGUUUUCGUUUUGGGGGCUUUUUGUAUUGUAGAAGCGCAGGUUUUUGAAAUCAUCGACGAUGUUUAGCAAGAUCUUUGGGAAGCCCAAGGAGCAGAGUAAUGCUCUCGCCACGCUUGACAAGCUUAAUGAGACUCUAGAAAUGCUAGAGAAAAAGGAGAAAGUUCUUCUUAAAAAGGCGUCUCAAGAGGUUGAAAAGGCAAAGGAGUUCACUAGAGCAAAAAACAAAAGAGCUGCAAUACAAUGUCUAAAGAGGAAGAGGCUUUAUGAGCAACAAGUUGAGCAGCUUGGAAAUUUCCAAUUAAGGAUUCAUGAUCAGAUGAUUAUGCUGGAAGGUGCAAAAGCAACCACAGAAACAGUUGAUGCUCUGAGAACAGGAGCAGCAGCAAUGAAGGCUAUGCAGAAAGCAACUAACAUUGAUGACGUUGACAAGACGAUGGAUGAGAUAAAUGAACAGACAGAGAACAUGAAACAAAUUCAAGAAGCACUGUCUGCACCUAUUGGGGCAGCUGCUGACUUUGACGAGGAUGAACUCGAAGCGGAACUCGAAGAGUUGGAGGGGGCAGAGUUGGAGGAACAACUUCUGCAGCCAGCGACUACUGCUCCUGCUGCUACAGUACCAGCCGUUCCGGCUGGCAGGCAACCAGUUCGCCCUGUGCCACAAAAGAGUACAGCUGAAGAUGAUGAGCUUGCUGCACUACAAGCAGAAAUGGCUCUGUAGUCUGGGCUCUUUUGGGGAACCAUGUGAUCUGAGAACAAGUCAAAUGAAGGGUUAUGUCUUAAAUCAUAGUCACAGAUUACGUAUAUCUUGUAUAUUUUUAUCGUCAAUAGAACAUUCUCCUUGUAAGAUAUAGCAGGCAUUGAUUCAUGAAUCCAGGGAGGUUGAUGUUUGUGUAAUCACAUAUUCCUUGUUAAGGCCAGUGCUGAUUCUUGGAUACUCAGGAGGAGAAUGGAACUUUGUGCUUCUUGAUUGAAUCUCCUUUAGUUGUGAACAAAACUUUGAGCUUUCAGCAACUUAUGAAAUAUAUGCAAUAAUGCACAGAUCUAAAGUGUUCAUGCCAAA